CUCGCGGUCGGUGCCGGCAACCAUUUUGAUUUCUUUUCGGCGUCGCUCUCGCCCAGUAAUCAAAUCUAUAAUUUUACACUGUUACGAUUUGCUUUACAUAUUAAUCGUGUUCUACUAGAACAAGCUACAAGCUUAUAAUUGUAUUUCAAUCUUUAACCUAAAAUGGCCAACCGAAGACCUCCUCCCAGUGGACGACGUAUGGACUUCAUGCGAAACGAUCGAGGAAAGAACUUUCGCCCGGGCGUGUCACCAUGGCAGGGGGGAGCACCAGGCAACGAUAUUCCCAAUUUGUUACCUAUAACUGGUGGCUCAACUGAAGCUACUCUUGCCCUGGCGAGCAACAUCAUCAAUCUUCUUCAGCCCCGUCAAAACUCUGUCCCGUCUUUACUUGACAUGCCUAUUCGUCGUGACUUUGGUCCACCUAUGGGACGGUUUGAUCGUGGAUAUCCACCAAAUCGGAUGGGCAAUCAAGGUAAUUUCCGGCGAACGGGAAAUUACAACCGCUCUGGUGAGCGUAUGAACAGCAAUCGUAAGCCAUUCAGGCCCAAUGAUGGGCAAAGGCAACAAAACAAGAGUUCCCCGAAAAAGGAUGCCGACCCUAAAAAUAAACCCAAGGAGAGUGAACAAGAAAAAGAGAAGUCUGAUGGUACUGAAAAAGUGGAAGACAAACAAGAAGAGAAGAAAGACAGUCAAAAGACCAGAUAUGAUGAUAUUAAUCAGCAACUAUUGAGGUGCCACAUCUGUAACAAGAGUAUGUGGGAUGGAAGAUCUUUUGAAAAUCACCUAAGUGGGCGGGCUCACUCCAUCAUGAUGCAAAAGACAGUUGAGAGCUAUGCUUUGACUGCUGAUACUAUGAGGCAGGAGUUUAAGAUUCGCGACAUGAAACGUAACCGUAAAUCGGGCCAGCAACCGACACGUGACUUCUACUGUGCUAUGUGUGAUAUGUAUGCAGCAGAUGGAUCUGGUCAUCGCACCACUGUCGGCCACCGCAAGCUGAAGAAAUAUUUACACCCCACUUGCACUGCCUGUCAUAAGGAAAUGCCUACUAGAAUUGAGCUGGAUGAACACCGUUUGACUCCAGAACAUCUUAGGAUGAUACAGGACAAGCAAGAUGUCAGUGGAAAGCUGAAACCUGAAGGUAACAAAAAGAAAAUCCAUCCAGCUCCAUGGCUUACGGACGAUAUUAAGUUAUUAUUAGAGAAGAAAAAGAUUUUAAAAGCCAAUUACCAGGCAAACAAAUCUGAGGUACUUGGGGAAGAAUACAGACAGAUUCGCAAUCGAUGCAAUAUUCUAUGUAGAGACGCGCAACGCCGCUAUGAGGCUGGCGAUUCAGUAAUGAUGAUUUCGAACCUGCAAGCAGAGCAACAAUACCUCCGUGACGAUAGAGAUCGCCAGCGCAAUCGGAAGCAUAUGGGUGACAAGGGAAAAAAUAAGGCAGAAAAAGAAGUAGAAGUGGAAGAAGGACAGGAAAAAGAAAAGAUAGAUGGUGAUGAAGAAAAGGCAGAUGAAGAAGACAAAGUGAAAGAUAGCAUUGAUAAGGAGGACACAAUUCUAGACUACACAGAGGGUGAAGAUCUUACUAACAUAACUGAUGACAAAUACCCUGUUUAUAGCACUGAACGUGGUGUGGGCCGUUCAUUCCUUUCUGAAUUCAAAUGCUUCCAAUGCCAACUCUGCAAGAAGCUCCUUGACUCAGAGGAAACAGCCGAAGUGCAUCUACGUACUUGGAGGCACCACCAGCUUUUUGUGAGAUUACUAAAUGAGAAGAGUGGUAAAGAGCAGACUAUUGAAGCCCGCGAGCCAUUUAAGCGCCCACACAACAUUGAGGAAUCCGGCAACUGGAAGCGUCGUAAGACCUCUCCAGAGCCAAACGAUUCCGAAGAAGCGGCUGAGCCUGGUCAUACCGAUGCUGGUGUCAAAGAGGAGAAAGCUGAUGACGUCGACAUGGAGGGAGAGGCUAUCGGUGAGUCGGAAUCACCAAAACCCGACGAUCUCGAAGACUGGGUGCAGAGUGUUGACGAGUUACUUGAAGAAGUUGGCGAUGAUAAAGAUGAUUCAGCCGAGAUAAACGAAAAGGACAUAGUAAAGGAAGAUACUGAUGAACAGCCAGAAUCUAAAAUAAAAGUUGAAGAGAAUGCAAUAACAGAUGAAGAAGAAAACGAAAUAAAAAGCGAAGUAAAGUCAGAAGACGAAAAUCCACCACCAACUCCAUCAAAGCGUAUCACUAGAGGGCGUGGACGUGGACGACGCAGGAAUUAAUAAUACUAAGAAUUAUAUAGUCAUUUGCAGAUCUAGUUUGCUAAAAAGUUGUUAUAAUUAUUAUUAUUAAGCUGUCAAAAGACAUCUUAUAAAAUGGUAACUACAAUAGCUACAUUAUUUGGCUAUAUUUUUUAUUAUUACUUAUUCAUGUGAAAUUAAAUGUAUUUCGUUGGUUUCAGUCUCCUAAUUGCAUUGUAAUUUUUUCUUUCAAAUUAGUACUAUCAAUAAGUAUCUCUCUCAUAUUAUUAAAAACAUAAUUGUAUUUAGCCUCAACCUUUGCCCUAACUUUGUAUUUUUUUGAUCACAUAAAGUUAUGUUAAGUAAGACAUCACCCGAAAAAAAGCGUAUAAUGUUCUUGGUCUAUAUUGGCAUACAUAAUAUUUUAGAAACUUGUAAAUGCUAGUUAUAGCAUUGUCGAAACAAACAUCUCUUAUAUAUAAACUCAUUUCUUAUAGACUAAAAUAGGUAUUAAAUUAUCAAACGAAUAUAAUACAAAUCUUUUCAAUAAAAAUAAAUCCCUUAGAAAAAUCUCUCGUACAAGUGUAACAGUCAAUAACAAGUCUGAUACCAAGCAGCUUUCUAAAAUUUUCUUUACAACUGUAAAUAAUAGACAAUAAAGAGCCCCUUACAUGAGGUAUUUAGUUCGAAUUAUAUCUGAUACUCUUUAACAUAGCAUUAAGUAUAGUCGGCGCAUUAUGAACUAAGGCUUCUUUGGGUAAUAAAUCAUAUUUAUCUGUCUGUGUCAUUCGCACUUACAGGUCUUAUGAAUAACAUAUCGAUAACAACAUUAUGUUAAGUAUUAAUAUGAAUAAUUUUCGUUUUCUGAAAAUAAAAGGUUUUUAAUUUGUAAGAUAAAUUUCACCAUUUAAUUUUUUUAAAACCAUGUUAGAAAUUAAAUUAUACAUUGUGCGUAUUGCGCAACGAAACGUAAGUAAUGUAAUGAGUGUCAUAACAAAACAAUCUUAUAUUUAUAGAAAAACAACUAUUAUUCAUUAUAACCAAUCAGGAAUUGAGUGCUGUGCUGGUAGCUAAGUAUCGAUAAUGCAUUGCAUUGUGUGCCCAAUGAAUCAGGAUUAAAAUGUGUCGACUUUAGUAUUCUAAUAUGUAAUUUUACUUUUUAAAGCUUUGAAUUAUGCAGACAAAAUUACUUAUUUAUAUUUAAUAAAAGAUAACUGUACAUUGUUGA
Messenger RNA from Pieris brassicae (large cabbage white), 3445 nucleotides. RefSeq names its product zinc finger protein on ecdysone puffs (gene Pep). The transcript has 12 exons. The coding region runs from base 163 to 2259 and encodes 698 amino acids. The record is from RefSeq and is a predicted model, not a curated record. NCBI's taxonomy places the organism in Eukaryota, Metazoa, Arthropoda, Insecta, Lepidoptera, Pieridae. Gene Ontology annotation, cellular component: nucleus.